UCUGGCAGGGAAAGAGUCAUCAGCUUUCUGUUUCUGCUGUUGGGCAUCGCUGACAUCUGCAAGCCGGGAUAGGCCCUUUGAGGAGGACAGGUGAAGGAGAGUUUUCAUUCUUCUGUCAGAGGAGCCUAGCGUAAAAGGAGUACAGAAGACUGACCGGGGAGUUGUGUUCAAGUAUAACUGGAAGCACAGCGACGUGUUUGGCAGUUCCUUCUUCUGUGCAAAUUUAGCUCGAGGAGAAUAGGUUAGGGGAGGUUGUUGCUUCUCCGAUUUGGGUCUGCACAGACUCUGCAGUCAUGUAGUUUAUAUCUUACCAGCAAGAGCUGCUGCUCUAGUCAUCGUCACCAUCUGCGGACUGUUUACCUCACACCUACAGGUCAAGUACUUACUGUCAGCAAAAGCUGCUGCUGUUGCUGACAUCUAUCCUAGAUUGUGUCUUGGAGGUGCCUUGCAGGUGUUCUUCUAGCCUUUGGUAUAGUUGUGUGUGCAGUGUGUUAGCUGGAUCUUGCAAGAGAGGAGGAGGAGGAAAAGGAGGUGAGUGGCUGAUCUCUUUGGGACUGCGACAAUCAUACUUUGGUCCUAUCUUUGAGCCACGAUGGCAGGAGGACCGGCUGCUACAGAAGGCACAGGUGGGCCUGCUGUUGGUGGGCAGACAAUGGGACCUGUCUCAACACCGCCAACAACAGGAGGGAGUGGGAGGCGACGUGGUCGACCAAGUGGUACAUCUGCACAACCAGCAUCGACAAAUGUGGUCAAAAGUGCUGAGGUCGCUCCGGCUCCACGACGGAAGAAGCGCAAGGUGCCCGAGAAGGAAAUCCCGACACAAGUUGCUGCGUUCAUACCGGAAUCGAUGAUUUACAACCAGCUUCUGGAGUUUGAAAAGCGAGUGGACUCGACGUUGGCACGGAAGAAGCUGGACAUACAGGAGGGGCUGAAAAAUCCAGCACGAACGCCCCGCACAUUGCGGAUGUACAUUUUCAACACACACACGAGCCAGCUGCAUGGGCGAGGAGGUGGCGAGGGAAAGGAGGAUGGCAACAAGAAUCUUAUGAAGGCUGCAACUGGUGGUGAGAAGAGGAUGGGUGAGGAUACGAAGGGUGGGCAGGGAGAGCCGGAUGGGCCUCCAUCGUGGACACUACGUAUUGUCGGCAGGCUUCUUGAAGAUGAGUCUCAGGCAGAGGAUGGGGCCAAUGGAGCUGGCCCUGCUGCAGGAGGUGUGGGGGCUGCAAAUCCUAUGGCAGGUGGCAACAACAGCAACAACACUGCCAAGUUCUCAACCUUUUUCCGCCGGAUCACAGUGGAGCUGGACCAUGAGCUGUACCCUGAUAAUCAUACUGUGGUCUGGGACAGCGAUCGGGCAGUAAGCCCUGUGGAAGGGUUUGAGAUCAAGAGGCGAGGGGACAAAGAAUUUGUUGCAAAGCUCAAGUUUGAGCUGAAUUACGUCCCAGAGCGGCACAAAGUCUCUCCGGAGCUUGGUGAGAUUCUGGGAGUCCAUAUCGAGACCCGUGCACGGAUCCUCUCGGCACUAUGGCAGUAUAUUAAGUCGCAGUCUUUGCAAGAUCCCUCAGACCCCACCUUCAUCAUUUGCGAUGCCCGCCUCAAAGCACUUUUCAAUGGUGAGGAACGAGUUCGCUUUUCGAGUGUGGCAAGACUCCAACUCCAUCUGUCUCCAGCUCCACCAAUCCUUCUAGAACAUACGAUCAGGCUGGGAGAUAGGAGCCCUGCAGGAGGUGAUGCUUGUUAUGACAUCUCAGUCGAUGCUCCAAGUGGUCUUAUGGCGGAGAUGGCGGACUUCAUGGCAUCAAUGGAGAAGGCAAAAGAGAUAGAGGAAUGUGAUGAGGCAAUAGGGAAUGCUAUCCGGAAAAUCAAUGAUCAUCGGCGGCGGAGGGCAUUUUUCCUGGGAUUCAGCAAAUCUCCUGUCGAUUUUGUCAAUGCACUUGUUGCAUGCCAAAGCAGAGACCUUCGUGUGGCCGCUGGAGAUGCAGGAAGAAAUGCCGAACGAGAGCGUCGCUCGCACUUUUACAACCAGCCAUGGGUCGAGGAUGCUGUUAUGCGUUACCUCAAUCGGCGGCUGACAUCUGGAGCGGACCCUGUCACCAAGGACGAUAGAGGGUAGUCAGCCAUGCAGCAGGGAAGCACCCAUAGCCAUGGCCUUCGGGCUAGCUUUCAAGUUCCCAUGGUGUUAAGAGGUUCAUGGGUCUCCUGGGAUUUGCGAAAGUGUUUGUUUGCCUUUACCUUUCCCGUGUAUGGUUGGUGUUCAAUUUCUUGGUACGCGCUUUCCUUGGCUGAUGCCAAGUUGACUGUUUGAUCCUUGGAACCAAUGUGUGCAAACUGCAAACUCUGCCUUUUUGUAUAGUUUGAUGCCAGCCAUGCAUGAUGGCAUGUCUUUGCCAGAGUGUUCAAGCGCACUUUUCUGGCUGGCAAAAUUUGCUUGGAGGAAGGGAGAGAAAGGGAAGCUUUCUUCUUUUUUUCUUUCUCAGGCUGUGAAUGUGAUUGCCAACAGACG
This is a messenger RNA of Chara braunii, 2503 nucleotides long. NCBI's taxonomy places the organism in Eukaryota, Viridiplantae, Streptophyta, Charophyceae, Charales, Characeae. The record is from the annotation of a GenBank genome assembly.